UCCCCCCACACACACACACACACACACAUACACACACGUGUGUGGCAAAAGCUGGCUUUCAACGCUGUCCAUAUUGCAUAUAAUCAGACGCAGGGCCUCAGCAAACUCCAGUCCGUUAACAAGUUGUUGCAAGUGUUUGGCAGCUGUGCAACAAGAAGAGUUACCCUGAUCCACAUCUAUUUUUGCAACCUCAGCUCCACAAACUAUUGGCUCUGAUGGCUGAGCCUGAGCACGUGUCCGUCACAGUCCAGGUGGGAGAAAAGAGAGGCUGUCCGGAGGAAGAAGGCAAAGACACACCUUCGAAGAAACCCAAAGUUGAGAAGGAUCACAAGAAUGGAGACCCUCCAGUCAAAGUGGAUGAGGAGGAGGAAGGGCCUGAUGGGGAAGCAGUUGAUGGAGAAGAGGAAGGUGAAACCUUUGCUGAUAUGAUGAAGCAUGGCCUCACUGAGCUGGAUGUGGGUAUCCUGAGGUAUGUCAGUGACCAUGAGGGCUUCUCAGGAAUCCUGAAAGAAAGAUAUUCAGAUUUCGUGGUGCAUGAGAUCAACAGACAAGGCAAAAUCGUGCAUUUAGAUGACCUCUCCGUCCCUGCAGAGGCUGAGGAAGCCCCAGAGCCUGAGCCCAAACCAGAGGAUUGUGACGUGCUAACAGAAGAGCAGAAGAAGAAGCUUGGCGAGCUGCAGCUCUUCAAAAACAAAGAGGACGAGGUCCCCAUUGAGGUGAUGGAGGAUACUAAAGAGAAGCGGACACUGCUCCACAAAGCCAUCAAGACACAGUUUCCUGGUAUAGAGACAAAGACGGAAGAGAAGGAAGGACGCAAGUUCAUAGUAGCCUACCAUGCAGCUGGGAAGAAAGCUCUAGCAGCUCCAAGGAAACACUUCUGGCCCAAAAACCGUGGCAGUUUCUGCCACUUUGUCCUCUACAAGGAGAACAAGGACACCAUGGAUGCUAUCAAUGUGCUUUCAAAGUUCCUCAGGCUUAGACCCAACAUGUUUUCCUACAUGGGAACCAAGGACAAGAGAGCCGUCACUGUGCAGGAGAUAGCAGUGCUCAAGAUCACAGCAGAGAGGUUGUCUCACCUCAACAAGUGCCUCAUGAACCUGAAGCUGGGAAACUUCUGCUACAAAAACCAUCCUCUGAAGCUGGGAGAGCUGCAGGGCAACCACUUUACUAUUGUCAUCAGGAACAUCUCAGGCACAGACGAGCAGGUCGAGCAGGCCAUGACGUCCAUCAAGGCGACAGGCUUCAUCAACUACUAUGGGAUGCAGCGCUUUGGCACCACGGCCGUGCCUACACAACAAGUUGGAAAGGCUAUCUUAAGAAAUGACUGGAAUGAGGUGGUGGAUUUAAUUCUGAAGCCCCGUCCUGGAGCGGAGAAAGAGUUCCUGGUGCGCUGCAGAGAGGAGUGGGCAAAGAGUCAGGACCCCGAGGCGGCCCUGAAGAAGCUUCCCAACAAACGCUGCGUGGAGGGUCAGCUGCUGCGAGGCCUGUCCAUGUACGGCAAGAAGAACAUCGUCACUGCUUUUGGGAUGCUCCCUCGUAACAACCGCCUGAUGUACGUCCACAGCUACCAGAGCGUGGUGUGGAACACCAUGGUGAGCCGGAGGAUCGAUGCCUUCGGCCUGAAGGCUGUGGAGGGGGACCUGGUGCUCAAAGGAAGUAAGAAGACCCCCUUUCUAUUACCCGUCUGCAAGGGGAAGCAUCGGGCUCUGAGGAUGGAGUUCUCCCUACCUCCAUCAACCUACGCUACCAUGGCCAUCAGAGAAGUCCUCAAGGUGGACACUAGCAUCAAGAAACAGACGCAGCUCAACACCACCUGGUUCAACUGA
This is a messenger RNA of Notothenia coriiceps (black rockcod), 1826 nucleotides long. RefSeq names its product pseudouridine synthase 7 (gene pus7). NCBI's taxonomy places the organism in Eukaryota, Metazoa, Chordata, Actinopteri, Perciformes, Nototheniidae. Gene Ontology annotation, molecular function: pseudouridine synthase activity; RNA binding. Bases 216 to 1826 code for a protein of 536 amino acids. The record is from RefSeq and is a predicted model, not a curated record. Gene Ontology annotation, biological process: pseudouridine synthesis. The transcript has 15 exons. Gene Ontology annotation, cellular component: nucleus.